AUGCCCAAAGCACUCUACAAAUGCCCCCUCGCCGACUCCUCCUCCCCUUCCCCUACCCCACCGCCAAGCCGUACCCGCCGACUACACCGCCGACCCCCACGCCCACACCCGACCAUCAACUGGGCCGCCGCACGCGCACAGACAUACUCCUUCCUCGCCCAGACGCUGGCAGGGCUUGCGCUCGGGUAUAUACUAUUCAUACUACCGUACGCGUGGGAGCGUGUGCCGGACUGGCAGGGGCUUGUGUGUCCGGCGCCGGGGGUGCGGAGGGUGGUGUGUAUUGAGCCGGGGCGGGCGUGGGCAGGGCCGGAGAAGGUGAAGUGGGAGGAUAGUGAGGAGGGUGCUGUUUGGUGA
Molecule: messenger RNA, 354 nt
Organism: Morchella sextelata
Lineage: Eukaryota; Fungi; Ascomycota; Pezizomycetes; Pezizales; Morchellaceae
Exons: 1
Coding region: 1-354 (117 amino acids)
Source: RefSeq, a predicted model, not a curated record